Magnolia sinica is the source of this 981-nucleotide messenger RNA. RefSeq names its product ribonuclease 3-like. Gene Ontology annotation, cellular component: extracellular region. Bases 59 to 811 code for a protein of 250 amino acids. The record is from RefSeq and is a predicted model, not a curated record. Gene Ontology annotation, biological process: RNA catabolic process. The transcript has 4 exons. Gene Ontology annotation, molecular function: ribonuclease T2 activity; RNA binding. NCBI's taxonomy places the organism in Eukaryota, Viridiplantae, Streptophyta, Magnoliopsida, Magnoliales, Magnoliaceae.
ACAGCUGUCUAUAAAUGUGGGAGGAGAAGCAUCCUUCCCAUUCAAGCCUCUGGAAGAAAUGGCUACUCGCAUUCCAUCAGCUUCUUUCAUUUUGGCUAUUCUCUUUUGCUCUGGAGCCAUUGUAGCUGCAGACUUCGAUUUCUUCUACUAUGUUCUCAUGUGGCCAGGAGCAUAUUGUAGGAAAGAAGGAUGCUGCCUUCCCACCACAGGUGAACCAGAGAUAGACUUUCUCAUUGAGGGCAUGUAUCCUGCUAAAAAUUCAGGAGAGCUCGUCUCAAAAUGCAAUGUCACUACUCAAUUCAAUGUGAAUCAGGUUGCUAGGAUUAUCAGUGACAUGUACGCGUAUUGGCCGAACAUCUCAUGUCCAAGCAACAACGGUCUGGAAAGCUGGAAAAGUCUGUGGGAACCGUACGGUAAUUGUACGGGGCUGAGCCAAUUUCAGUACUUUAACGGGGCCUUGCAACUGCGAUCAACGGUCGAUUUGCUCUCCAAGCUGAGAAGAGCAGAUAUCUUGCCUAACGACAAAGAGCACGACUCAAGCUGGCUCUUUGCUGCCAUUAAUGAUGCAGUCGGAAAGAAAACAGCCAUGCGUUGCGUCGAGACCACGGAGUGGUGGUUUAUUAAAAAAUCUCAGCUCUCUCAGGUCUGGUUCUGUGUGAACAAGAAUGCUACCACAAUCAUCAAUUGCCCUGUGUAUCCUAAAUUCACGUGUGAGGACAAGGUCACGUUCAGUUCAUUCACCUACAACAUGAUGAAAGACACUUCCGAAUCUUUCAACCCCAUCCAAAUGCCCACAUCCCUCUCCGAAUGAUCUUGGCCACUUAUCACGGUUUCUUCCGUUGCCCUCUAGUGCUAGGAAAUGUAAGUGUGAUGUUGGAUUUUCUGGUGUAAGCUUUGUUGUAUGCAGCGUGUUUGCUUUAUCCGGCUACUCCUUAGAAUAAAAGAAAUUAAAAGGGAUUUUUCCCUGGAUGUUGUAUUUGA